AUGGCUGAUGUCGAGGCGAAAGGAUACAACCCUCGUGUGGAGGGGUUUCGGGAUAGAGAGUAUCCCAUGUUGAAAGACUCUAUAUAUCUUGACCAUGCAGGCACAACUCUCUACUCAAAGUCCCUCAUGGAUAGGUUCUCUGCCGACAUGAUGUCGAAUCUAUUCGGAAAUCCACAUUCAGCUUCGUCGCCUUCUCAGCACACGACAUCCAGAAUUGAAGAUGUCCGUUUACGACUCCUGAGAUUCUUCAACGCCGACCCAUCAGAGUUCGACCUGGUCUUCGUGGCAAACGCCACAGCUGGUAUUAAACUUGUUGCUGAUGCAUUUCGCGCUUCACCGGAAGGCUUCUUCUUCGCUUAUCAUGAGGCGUGCCAUACCAGCAUAGUCGGAGUCCGCGAGGAAGCACGCGAUAGCGAGUGCGUCAAUGACUCUCAAGUCCAAGAAUGGAUAUCGGGGCAGGUCCCAUCUCCUAAACUCAACCAAACUGAAUCAGACGUACUCUUCGCAUAUACAGCCCAGUCUCACAUGGACGGUUGUCGAUACCCCCUAAGCUGGCCAGCACUUCUUAGACAGACGGCUGAACCACCCCGCAACCGUCUUUAUUCUCUUCUGGAUGCCGCCUCAUUUGCUUCUACUUCCCCUCUGGAUCUCAGUGACGCAACAACCGCACCAGAUUUCACUGUUCUCAGUCUUUACAAGAUAUUUGGCUUCCCAGACCUUGGAGCCCUCAUCAUCAGAAAACAAGCAGAAUCGGUGUUCGACAGUAGGCGUUAUUUUGGCGGUGGCACCGUCGACAUGGUCAUCUGCGGCAGAGAACGGUGGCAUUCGCCAAAGACCACAUUUUUGCACGAGCGACUUGAAGACGGCACAUUACCAUUUCACAGUAUUAUUGCGCUUGAUGCUGCGCUUGAUGCACAUGCUGACCUAUUCGGAACUAUGGCUUGUGUGGCAUCGCACACGGCGUUUCUCAGGCGGCGUCUUCACCAGGGCCUGACAGCUCUCACCCACGGCAACGGAGCGCCGAUCUGUACCGUCUACUCGCAACGUCCCACGGACGACGCGGCAUCUGACGGAUCGGGUCCACUCGUCGCAUUCAACCUCCGCAAUUCGGCUGGUGCUUGGGUUAGCCUCCAUGAGUUUGAAAAGUUGGCAACGCUGAAAAGCUUGCAUGUUCGGACCGGGGGUGUCUGCAGUCCUGGAGGUGUAGCAUCAGUACUUGGCUUGAAACCCUGGGAGAUGCGGAGGAACUUUUCUGCUGGUUUUCGAUGUGGAACAGACGAAGACAUCGUUUCUGGAAAGCCGACAGGUAUCAUUCGCGCAAGCCUUGGCGCUAUGAGCACCAUAUCCGAUGUGGACUUCCUCGUUGGCUUCAUCCACGAGUUCUAUCGAGAAGAUGCCAUGCUCGUCGACGUGGAACCAGGUAUCUCCAUACCCGGCAAGAAGAUCCAGGUACAGGACAUUAAUAUUUACCCUAUCAAGAGCUGCGGAGGCUAUUCCGUACCUCGGGGCGAUGCAUGGGAGGUGAAGCCCGAGGGCUUAGCUUGGGACAGAGAAUGGUGCCUCGUUCAUCAAGGAUCUGGACAAGUUCUCAGUCAGAAACGAUAUCCGAAGAUGGCCUUGAUAAAGCCCUCCCUUGACUUCAAGAGUGGAAACUUAUGCGUCUCCUUCAGCGGCAAAAGGGCCUUUCACGCACCCGAUGAGAUUCGGAUACCCCUUUCCGCAGACCCGACACAGUUCGACUCAAAAGUUUCGUCUCGUGGAAGAUCUUCCCGUGUUUGUGGCGACAACAUCACGCCCCAGAUCUACAAUUCUGACGCCAUCAACGGUUUCUUCACCGACGCUCUUGGUGUUCCUUGUGUAUUAGCACGAUUCCCAGCGGGUGGACAAGGUCCCGCUAUGCGUCACGCCAAAGCAAAACCCCAGAAGCAUCAACAAAUCAGAACAACAGCGGCCAGAGUAUGCCCAGGAGCCUUCCCAGAGUUGCCGUCUCCACCAGAUUCGGACUCUGAGCAGCCAUCAGGCAAGAUUCUUCUCUCCAACGAAAGCCCCAUCCUCCUUAUCAACACCGCGAGUCUGCGCGCCCUGAAUGAUGAAAUCGAGGCCGCCGGCGGGGAACCAGUACCGUCGGCGGCGUUUCGUGCCAAUGUUGUCAUUGGCCCAGCUUCGGAUUCAAAGGAUCUAGCAUGGGCGGAGGACACCUGGACGACUCUGUCAAUAGGAAAGAACGAGUUCAAGCUUAUGGGUUCCUGCCGGCGAUGCCAGAUGGUUUGUGUGGACCAGGAGAGCGGUGAGAGGCAUGAAGAACCAUUCGUGACUCUGGCGAAGAUUCGAAGAUUUGACGGAAAAGUCUACUUCGGCACGCACAUGGGUCAUGACCCCGGCCCGGAUACGUUGAGGCCAGCCACGUACCCCACCAUUCGGGUUGGUGACACCGUUGAGGUUGAUCGCAAGUCGUGA
Colletotrichum siamense is the source of this 2457-nucleotide messenger RNA. It is a transcript of the gene hxB, whose product is annotated as Molybdenum cofactor sulfurase. Bases 1 to 2457 code for a protein of 818 amino acids. Lineage: Eukaryota; Fungi; Ascomycota; Sordariomycetes; Glomerellales; Glomerellaceae. The transcript is spliced from 2 exons. Gene Ontology annotation, molecular function: molybdenum cofactor sulfurtransferase activity; pyridoxal phosphate binding; molybdenum ion binding. Gene Ontology annotation, biological process: Mo-molybdopterin cofactor biosynthetic process. The record is from RefSeq and is a predicted model, not a curated record.